This is a messenger RNA of Symsagittifera roscoffensis, 1920 nucleotides long. Its product is annotated as paramyosin-like. The record is from RefSeq and is a predicted model, not a curated record. Lineage: Eukaryota; Metazoa; Xenacoelomorpha; Acoela; Convolutidae. Gene Ontology annotation, cellular component: cytoplasm. The coding region runs from base 237 to 1880 and encodes 547 amino acids. The transcript is spliced from 4 exons.
AGCAAAAAGCAAACGGUGUUUUGGAUAUUCAUUUGUGUUUUGAGCACCAAUUUUUAUGGUUUAAGCAAAUUGAAGAUUCAAUGUAAGAAUCGUGUUAUUGUUCAAAAUCAGCUGAAGGCUUCAUUAUAUAAAGUACUUGUCAAAAGCUAAACCGUAACCGAAGCGUUUUUGAGUUUUGUCUUGUAAGAUUUUUUGCUAAAUCAACUUUUUUUAACUAAAAAACCUAAUUAGAAAAAAUGACAUUACAAAGGCCUCAAAGCAGUCCGAGCCAUUUGAGCCGAAAACCGGUUAAAGAGCUCGGAAAUUUUGUUCCUGCGGCCGAGCUAUUCGCCCAGUCACGAAAGAAUCGUAGACCCGAGACGGCAAGUGGCGAUCCAAACCGAGCGCCAGUUAGAACUUCGGGUUCACCGAGAGCAAAACGAUUACAGCCGAAGCGAGCUCCUUCUCCAAAUAAAAGUCCGACAAAUUUGCCGCCUCGUAGCGGCGCCAGUUCAAGGACAGACAUGGUUCAGAUGGGACCUGGUUUGUUCAUAUCUAAGUCGCAGGAUCGAAUCUCGGUGACGCUCAAAACUGAUUUUUCAGAGUUGGAACAACUUCCUGUGCGGAAAACUCCGGUAGAAAAUUUGAAAGAUAAAGUUCAAGAAUUAGAAGAAGAAAUUGUUCGUCUAGAAAAUCAGAUUGAGAACUUGACGGUGGCCUUAGAGGAGGAGAAAGUCACGCACCAAAUUACGAGGAAAACUUCAGCCGAUGAACUGCAUUUUCAACUUCAGCAAUUAAAAGAGAGCCACAUGGACUCGCUUCGAGACCUGAAGAGGGAGUUGAGCUACCAGUUGGACGAGCAGAAGAGAAGAAGUCAGUACGAGAUGGAGAAGACAGAACAGCAGUUCUACAAUGCUCUGGAUCAGAAACAGACUCAGUUGGACAUGGUUGAAGCAGCAUUUGAGACGUACAAACAAAACAUCGCAGCCGAAGUUGCAGAGAAAAUCAAAAAACUCGAAGCCAAACUGAAAGCUGAAUUUCUAGAAGAAAAAACAAAUUCUCUGAACGCACUCAAAGAAAAAAUGCAAACCGACCACGAAAGUGAAAUCGAAAAACUUCACACAAAGUACAAAAUGGAGUUUAAACUAAUGGUUCAAGAAAAAGACCGGGAGAAAGCAGAACUUCUGAGAAAUUUCACAGAAGCAACCCAAGAUUUGGCCAAAUUCAGAAGUGCCUUGGAAGAGCUCGACACUUUGAGAGCGCAGUUUGAAAAUGCGAAAAUCGAAAUCAGAGCUCUAAAGAAAGAAACUCAAAAUAAAAGCGCCGAAAUCAGAAGCUUGAAGUUUCAAAUCGCUGACUUUGAAGCAAACUUUGCCAAGAAAGUCGAGCAAGUCGAGGAGAAAUUUUGGGUUCGGGCCGAGGGCAUGAUGAGCGAAAACACCGAGUUGAAACGAAGAUACAAUGAAAAGUGCAACGAACUGUUUGCCGAACGAGCUUCGCAAAUAAGUUCAACUUACGAGAGAGGCACGAGCGCCGCCGAAACCAUGGCAACAUUGGUCGGCGCCCGACUCAAAGCCGGAGUUCAAGUCAAUGCAUCAAAUCUGUCGCUAGAUGGCGUAGUGCGUGAAGAAUAUUCUAGACCUUUGUCCGCACCGCUGACGUCACGAGAAGAUGAAUAUGCUCAACGUUGCGUAGGAGUUCACAAAACGGAAAGUCAAUUUUUAGAAGAUGUUUUUGAUACUGGGCUUGAAAGGUCUCUUUCGACUGACAAACUGCUAUUUAUGGGCGAUACAACUAAUGUUAGUUUUAGGCGAAGACCAAAAACUGCAAGACCUGUAAAAUCAAAAAGAGAAAGAUCAAAACUAGUUACGAGGCCUAAAAGCUCAUAUGCAACCAUGUAAACUCACACUUCAAGUGAAAAAUUUAAUUUUCAGUAAUAGU